AUGGAACAAAAGGAACUAGUAGCUGACGCUCCAGCGACUCCGGGUUUUCCAAGUCCCCAAAAAUCAGGUGACUGCAUCAUGCUGUCAUCGGAUGACGAAGAUGAGCCUCGUGUGGUUAAGAUCAUUCCAAAAUCCAUCACGUUGUCUGAUGACGAAGACGAGGUUCGUGUAGUUGAGGUGGUUCCAAGAAUCAUUACGUUGUCGUCUGAUGAAGAAGAUGUCAUUGAGUUGUCAUCGGAUGAGAAGGAGGAGGUUGAAGACAAGAAGAAGUCCACCAAGAAAUCAGGAACAAAAUCGAAAGAGAAGAAGCCGAAGAAUAAGAAGUCAAGCGGCAAGGAGGAUCAAAAAUGA
Messenger RNA from Caenorhabditis remanei, 351 nucleotides. RefSeq lists its product as uncharacterized. NCBI's taxonomy places the organism in Eukaryota, Metazoa, Nematoda, Chromadorea, Rhabditida, Rhabditidae. Bases 1 to 351 code for a protein of 116 amino acids. The record is from RefSeq and is a predicted model, not a curated record. The transcript has 2 exons.